GUGAGUGUUUUUAUAUGCGUGUCUGUGUGAGCGCUUUCAGCAGACAAAUACCCCACGCGGCUCUCACUAUCGAUGUCUUCUAAUGAACGUCUGGAGCUCGUGAAUAAAGCGGCGAUGGAGCACCGAGGAGCGAAAUUCAGUGAGAAAGAGAGAGAGAAUGCCGCCGCGUCUGUACGGAGCCAAUAUGUUGGCAGCGAGGAAGAGUAUGGAUGCGUGGAAGGUCCAGAUGAAGAGAGACGCGUCAAGACAGUGUCAUGGGCCCCGAAACCCACCGAAGAGCCCCCGCGACUCAACUUCCAAAUCCCCCGAAAGAGCCGGGAGAAGAGAGCUUUGUUUCAGUAUGUUUCUAUGGAAUCAAGAGAGUUCACCGACAUUCUGCAGAUUCUCACCUCCAGUUACAAGGAUUCUUCAUCCACGGGGAUGUAUGAGUACUCCAAUCCUCGCCUCGUCCACAAUGACACACUGGAGAAAGACUUCAUGGAGAAGAGAAAAGAACUAAAGCAGGAUGGACGUAUGGAGAAAGAGCUCUCAGAAUCAUUCUGCUUCAUGCUGUGUGACCCUCAAAAGGUCCCAGUGAUGUGUGAGAAAGGGCUGUGUGUUGGCAGCAGCUGGAUGAAUAUGUUGGGGAAUCCCUCUAAAGGUGUCUAUCUGUGUCAGUUUUCUGAUUUACUUCAAAUCACCCCGAUGGAGGCUGGAGCGACCGGAAUCAUCAUAAUUUUUAAAGUGAUAAAGGGUAAAGUAAAGAGUGUACACGAAUGUAUGUCCAGAAAUAUGGAUCCUACACCUAAAUUUGACAGCCAUUUCUCCAAGAAUUUGACUCGAGUGACCUCCUUGCAGUCAUUCAGGGCAUUUGAGUAUACUCAGCAAUACUUCUAUGAAUAUGUGGAUUUUGAGAUUUCGUCCAGGCCGAGACACGUGCGUCCGUAUGCGGUGGUCUCUUAUCAAUUGAAAAGCAAAGAGGCUUCGGCAGCUGCUGCCAAACCACUAGCUUCUCUCAGGUGCAACAGUCAGCCAUCAGGGACCAGCAAAGGCAGGCGAAGCUACACAGUAUGGCGGGGACAUUUCGUGAAUGGGGGGAAGGACAUGUAUCAGGCUUGCCUUCGGUCUCUCUCUCAAACUUUUCUGCCCUACAAACUGCCAGAGAGGAUAGAGAUUGGUAAAGUGAUGAAUCUGGAGCAGGUGAAGCAGAAGAUCCCAUCAGCUCUCUUCUCUUGGACUCUCUACACCGGCAGCCAUGAAGUGUCUAAAAGUGGUAUGUACUGCAGUCUGUUUGAGGUGGUGGAGAAGGACAAAUCACCCAAGAGUUUGACCGCUUUACUGCAGAAACUGGAAGAGGAGGGGCUGGUGUUGGUGAAUAUGGUGAACGACAGCGGUUUUCUCUUCUUGCUGUCAGCCAGUCAGAUGGCCAACUCACGCGAGCGCCGAAACACUUGGAAAUCAUCGUGUAUACAAGCCCUUUUUAUUUACCCUGAGAGGCGUGAUGUGUUAAAGAUUUUAUCUAAUCAUUCUGAGAUCUACGAUCCUCCUGCAUCGGAGCCCCCUGUCAUGCCCCAACAUGACAUGUUUAUCUCCGCCCUGCACUACGCCCUCAGCAAAGCUCGUGGUGACCCACCUACUGACCCCAGCGCCACUGUAGAGCAGCAGGUGUACGAUUACCUCACUAGCCUGCGUGAAGGCAAACCACUGCAGCGUCUCAGGACCGACUACGAUCCAAAGCUUGAUGUGAGGGAGAAGCUCUUUCCCGCACCUAGACAGAAGAGCAACUGGGAGAACUUCAUGCGUCCAUAUAUCUUCAACCCCACCGUGUUUACCAUGCUGCUGGAGAGGGUGAAGCAAAAGGUGGAAGAGCUUCAGGUUCAAAACAACCCGAGCGCAGAGCAGACUGACCCUCCUAGUGAUCCUGAGAAAGUGAAAGAGCUGUUGAAGCUCAUUCAGGUAAACAAGAGGAACUCUAAAGGAACAUUGUCUGGUGCAGAAAGUCCAGAUGUGGUGGAGGAUACCUGCAUGCUGAAGAGGAAGUUGGAGCUUGACGCUCCUGAAGGAAACUCAAAGCGUCAGAGAAAUAAACCCAUCAAUAAGAAUACCAGAGAAGCAAAGAAAAUGUCCACUACAUCUCUGACCAACGCCCUGACCAGCGCUGGCCUUCAGGACACAGACUUGAGGAAGGAUAAAACUGCUAGUGCACUGAAAGUCAUGGAAAUGCUAGACAGCCUGGGAAAGACGAGUCUCGACACAGACCUGCGCAAAGAAAAAGCUCAGGGGGCACUAGAGGUCAUCAAACUGAUAGACAACCUGACCAGAGGUGCAGCAGAGUUACCCAAAAACACAGAGAUGGAGGCACCAGAUAUUUCUGACACAGCGCUGUUUGACAGCAUUUUACGACUCGGUCUUCCAACUGACCGCGACAUCGACCUGAGGAAGCGUUUCAUGGAAGAUGAACCGGAGAGGAGUGACUGUCUGGAGAAGAAUCGAGUGACCGACUGCAUAGAGAAAUCACUGGAGAGAGGAGAGGAGGAGACAGCUGGCAGCUUAAGUAGUUUAGAAGCAUUUAGUCCAUGCUCCGAUUCUGGUGGACAGCAGCGUGGGGUUAACCUGCUCGGAGAAAAGUCAAUUCCAUGGGUGCUAAUACCCAUCACAGGCCUGAGAACCAAUAGAUAUUCGCAAAGACAGAUGGAUUACCCUGAAGAUCCACGCUUCAUUCAGAGCCCAACAGUGUCCACACUCACCACAGCUGAUAUGAAAGAACUCUCACCCCCUUACCAGCCUGACAGCAGUAACAUUGCAGACGAUCCAGACCUGCAGACUGCAGCGGAGACUGAAGAUGAUGAGCCCGGCCCAUCUGCUGCAACAACAUCCACUGACUAUUCUGCAAAUGCAGCUGCAACUUCGAGUGGUGUUGACCACAUUGUCGAUGAACUGAUCUCUGGCUUCUCCAGUGAGGUCCAAGAACUCUUGAUGGGCAAACGCAUACAUUAUGUCUCUUGCUCAAGCACUCAGGGCCCUCGAGAACCUCCCCAAACACCAUUUCCAAUGCUCUCCAAUUAUGUAUCAACCUUCAACACCCCAUUUCCUGUCAAUAACUAUAUCAGCUCUUUCCACGAGAGUCUGAUGAUGUUCAUAAACUCCCAGAAUGUUAAAAGUGAACAAAUACCUCAAGAACAUGUGACAUCUUCCUCUUCCGCUCCAGAAGUUCCUUCAAAUGUUUUUGUAUCUCCCUCCAACUCAAAUUUUUGCGUUUCCUCCUCUUCACCCAGUAAACCCAGCCAUAGUUCUUACUCUCAUAGACCAUGUUCCCUUACUAGUGCACUUGCUGACCCCACUACACAAGCACAACAUCUGUCAAACCUACCGCAACCAGAUAUCCACCAAACAGUCCAGAAGAUGUGUGCAUUGGAGCACAACACAGUGACUCAAGAGACAGUGGAAGCACAUGUCAAAAUGUUACAUGAGAUGAACAAUAAGUCUGCUAUGGAAGAUCAAAUGUCAAACCCUGAGGUGACUGGUGAAGAUGUCACAAUGGAGCACUCUCACUCCACCAUCAGCAGUAUCAUUGAUCAGCUCCAGCCAGAGUUGAUUAGUAACCUGGUGCAGAUCAUACAAGGAGUCCAAAGGAACACCGUUCACUUCUACAUCCACUCACUGAAUGAGGAGGAGAGUGAUGUUUGCUGGGAAAUAAAGGAAUAUUUAAAGAAGCUGGGUAAUUUGGAGAGUAACCCUCACAGUUUUCUUGAAAAAAACAACAGUCAGGAUAAACUACUGGUCAUCAUUCAGAACAUGGACAUUGCCGCAAAGGUUCAUAAGAUACCUGCUUUAGUCUCCUUAAAGAAGCAUACAUCUGUGAGCUUUGCUGGUGUAGACAACCUGGAUGACAUUAAAAACCACACCUACAAUGAACUUUUUCACUCUGGAGGUUUCAUUGUGUCUGAUGAAUAUGUCUUGAACCCCGACGUCAUCACACCAGAAAAACUUCAGGAUAUCCUCAAGUAUCUCGAGCAGAUCAACUCUCCUCUCAACCCCUGGAGAUGGAGGAUACAUUUUAAAUCUCACAAAAAACUCAGAGAGCAGAGCAGGCUCAAAUCUGAUGCUUUGAUUCUGUACGAGAUCCUUGCUGUAUACGAGAAGAGACACAUAGUUGAAAUCCUUUCGUACCAUGACUGUGAUGCUCCGUCACAUAGAGCACCUGACCUGGACUGUCUAGUGGAUCUGCAAGCUAGAUUCACAAAACAACGACACCUCAUAUUCCUAACAGGUUGCCAAUUUGAGAUGUUUCCUCACUACUCAAGCAGUGGCAUUGUGAUCGCUAAUAUUGAUGACAUACAAUUUAUAAUAAGCAGUUUAACUGGGCAAAAUACAGACAUAGUCUCAUUGGAGAUUCACCCCACUCCUGCACCAACCUCAUUGAGAGAAGACAACAUGCCCAAGGACUCCUCCGCUAACAAAGUAUCUGUCCCAACUGAGAUUGCCCAUGUCGUCACUGGCCAACACCCAUCAGUCACAACUGAUCCAUACCCUUCUGUCUCUGAACCCUCUUUUCAUAAUCAAGCAAUUACAAUUCCUGUGCCCACAGCAUCCAGUGAAAGCGAAAGAGAAUUAGACUUUAAAGCUCUCAGCGAAGCAAUUUCACAGUUCAAGGCAUCCAGGAUGCUAGCAAAUUCUGUGGCAGGUGAAACUUCACAAAGUUCUUUUAGAGUUGAUCCUCAUCAAAGCUUCUUUAGUCACAAUGAUUUGUCAGACUCCUAUCCUCAGAACUCCAAGCACAACAGUCAGUCCAGUACUGUAACUGCUUCUGAACCACUUGUUUCUCAUACCUUAAAUGAGAUGCAGUCAGCAAGUGAGCUCAAUCACAAAAUGGAAUCACCUGCCAGAACAACAUUCACUGGGGAUCCAAUGAGUUGUGGCUCUGCUUAUGGAAAUGAAGAGAUACCAACAUCUACUACGUCUUCUGUUAAAGCCACCAUUGACAUGCAUGAGGUCCUGCAAGGAGAACCAGCUUCAAAUGUCAAAGCAACAACAUCUUCAGUUGUGCAGCUGUGCACAGCAGCUGCAAACACCAGUAAAAUAUUAGAUCAUUCAGAUCCUUGGGAGCACUCAACAGUAAUCAGUCACUCCAUGGAAACUCAAUCAGGUGCAAAGGAUGAUGGCAGCAAAGGUGACAGUGGUCCAGUAUCCAGUGAAAGGGCCAAGACUUGUUCCUCUCAACCUCUGGUUAAGGACAAAUGCAUGAAAAGUGGACACAGACCUGGCAGUUCUGGAUCCAGCAUGGAUCAAUUUCGUUCAGUGGACCAGAUGGCAUUGCAGGGGGGUAGCUUUAUUCCAACUAUACAAAGAUCAAUGGGUCAGAGCUACCCUACAUUUGCAUCUCAAAAGGGUGCUAUUGGACUCAGACAUCCUUUAUUGAACUACACUGUUUCCAACAGCCUUGGAGUUGUUGGACCUCCAGUCUUUAGAGGAGUCUUGCCAAAUCAUAACAUGCAAAUGGCAUGGAACAGUUUAGCGCAAGGGUCAGCUUCAGGCUUUUGGAGUGCUCAGCAUGGCAUGAAUGUACAACAGAUCCAUAGAGCUCCAUUCAUCCAGACUUGGCAUGGAAACCCUGCAUUCCAAGGAAACCAUUAUCGUCCUAAUAGAGGAGGCUUUGGUGGCUGGUGAACUAGCAAUUUAUGUAGAUAGUUUCCAAAUGUUUACAACUUAUAGUAUAAGAUUGAUUCUUUUUAUGUGUGUCAGGGAAGAAAAAAAAAAAAAUCAUUUCCAUAUUUUCUCUCCAAUGAUUAAACUGAAUCUUUGUAAUUUGAAUAUUUGCAUGUUGUAAGCUUUGGCAUGGUGGUCAGGCUGAUAUUGUUGGUUAUUUUCCAUUUGGGGAACACUACAGCCAAGAGGCUCCUCAAGGCCCUGGUUUAUAUAUAUUCUUUUUUUUUUUUUUUAAUGCCAUAAACUUCCAUUAAACAACUUUGAAAUCCAUUGUUUGCGAAGUCAUGUCUGGAUUCAGUGGUUCCGAUUUUUGUGAAAGUAUGCUGUGAAAGAAAUAUUGGUAGUAUUCAUGCUCAUAAUAUUCAUAGAAUAGAAUUCAUAUGUUCAAUAUUCAUAGAAUUGGCACUGACAUGAAUGGAAAUGUA
Xyrauchen texanus (razorback sucker) is the source of this 6110-nucleotide messenger RNA. It is a transcript of the gene tasora, whose product is annotated as transcription activation suppressor a. Gene Ontology annotation, cellular component: heterochromatin; nucleoplasm. The coding region runs from base 73 to 5646 and encodes 1857 amino acids. Gene Ontology annotation, molecular function: chromatin binding. The transcript has 24 exons. Lineage: Eukaryota; Metazoa; Chordata; Actinopteri; Cypriniformes; Catostomidae. Gene Ontology annotation, biological process: negative regulation of gene expression, epigenetic; protein localization to heterochromatin. The record is from RefSeq and is a predicted model, not a curated record.